This is a messenger RNA of Arxiozyma heterogenica, 2097 nucleotides long. RefSeq names its product Lmo1p (gene LMO1). The transcript has a single exon. The coding region runs from base 1 to 2097 and encodes 698 amino acids. Lineage: Eukaryota; Fungi; Ascomycota; Saccharomycetes; Saccharomycetales; Saccharomycetaceae. The record is from RefSeq and is a predicted model, not a curated record.
AUGACAGAAAAUGCUAGUACUAAUAUUUCACCAUUAUUAUUGAACGAAGUAUCCGAAUUAACAAUUCUUAAUGAUAUACUGAAAAAACUAGAGGAUGAUGAAAGUAUAAAAUUGUCCAUAUUACACUCUGAAUUAUAUUUUGAUAAUUUGUUGAUUUUGAAAGAAAAAAUUGAUAUACAAGCUUUAACACCAAUACUGAAUAAAUUUAUUAUACAUUGUAAUACGGAGACUUUACUUGGAGAUGUUAUAUCUAAUGUAUCAUUUCUGAAAUUAUUAAAUUUAUUUUUAUCAGUAAGCUCCUGGAAACAGCAUAUUACUGUGAUUGGACUCAUUUUAAAAGAUUUUCUUAAUAACCCUAAUAAAUAUGUUAAUCAGAUUAUAAUAUUUUUUGAACACACAUUAAAAAACAAUUAUAUCCCACCAAAUAUGAUUAAAUUUCUUCAGGAUACCAUAUCAUUUGAAGAUCAAACAAUUAUUAUUGCUUUGCAUUAUGUAAAUUUAAUUCUUAAAACACAUUUACUUUUAACAGUUUCUCAUCAGAAAUUAAUGGGCACAUUAAUACCAAUUCUAUUAUCAAAAAUUAACAAUGAAAAUCUAUCUAAAGUUUUCAUUUUUUUAGUACUUCGCUCUAAAUCAUUUGAUAUUAGAAAUAUUAUUUUAAAUGAAAUAACAUCUUCAAUGUUACAACUGUAUGAGUUUCUAAAAGCUGAAAGUUUACAAAACUAUCCGCUAUUAAGAGAGAAAUUGGAGAAUUCAAUCAGAAAUUUCUUUCCCAUAUAUAAUAUUUUAAAUAAUAAUGAUUUUUCAUUAUUUGCUAUAAGUUAUGGUUCUCUAAACCUGCUACUUGCGGUAGACCUUCUCGCCUUUUUAAACAGUCCGCAAACAUCAUUUAGAGAACUUUUGUAUGAUUAUUUGAUAUUUUAUAAUGGUAAUAAGUUUCCCCUAUUUAAUAUACUUUCCAAAAUCUCUGAAAACGUCCACGAAUUUUGCUAUAAAAACAAAAACGAAUUAAAAGGAUUGCUAUACCCCUCACUUUUUAUUUUUCAGAAAAAUUGCAUUAUCUAUGAAUUGUUGGUAUUUCAACUACAAUUAUGGAUGUCAUUUGCCAACUCCAACAUUACAAAUAGUGAUUUACAAUCAUUAAUAGAUUUAAUACCUGUUGCAUUAAAAUUAAUCUUUAAAGAAGUGUCUUCGAUUAAAUUAGAUCAAUCGUAUGAGACUCAUUUUAGUGCAUUAAGAAUGAUCAUAAAAUCGUUAAGUUAUGAAAAAUUAAGAUCAUGGCAAAUUGAAGCAUUAAAAGGUAGAUUUGACACAAAAUGGUCUAUUCAAUUUAAAAGUUUCGAUAAAAUUUUAAAGUUGCAGGUAUAUGAUUUUAUCAAAAAACAACGGUUGUCAAAAUUACAAAGAGGUACAUGGGUCUCGGUUCAAAAUCCAUUAGAUUUAGCACUAAAGCCGCUUUCUGUUUACUUCAUUAUUUUAUCUUAUAAUCAAAAUACACUAUUAGCUAGAGAAUUUUCUGAAAAGACAACAAAAAUACCAGAAGUAUUUGAUAAUAAGAUUAUUGCGAAUGAUAUUAGUGGUACAAAUUUUCCAACUAUAAGUAUAUCGCUUCGAAGCAUAGGAAUAUAUGAAUGUGAAGAAUUUAACACAAAGACAAAAUCUAUUAGAGAUCACACAUAUUUAAUCAAUAGAAUCGACAACCAAUAUCUAUGUGAAAUUUCAUUAUUAACCAAAAGAAGAAAAGUUUUAUUAAACUUUUUCAUAGAAAAUAAAGAAGAUAAAUUCAUAUGGUUUGAUGGUUUACAACUACUAUCUCCAUUCCUUUUAAAAGAAAACUUAUCCGAGGAAACAAAAGAACAAAUAAAUACCCUUACGAAAAUAAUAAAGCAAUUGCAAUUAAUGAACUUAUAUUACGGUGAUACUCCUUCUGGAACUGAACAAAACUUUAUUAGCUACAAUGAUAAAGUUACAAAAAUACUAGGCAAUAAUAACGAUUACAACAACAGUGAUAAUGAUAUUGAUGAGGAUGCAGAUGAAAAUGAUAUUUAUAACUUAGAAACUCUAAAAGAAAUUUCCCAAAGCUCUUUUUACGAUUAA